This is a messenger RNA of Centruroides sculpturatus (bark scorpion), 1142 nucleotides long. Its product is annotated as UPF0472 protein C16orf72 homolog. NCBI's taxonomy places the organism in Eukaryota, Metazoa, Arthropoda, Arachnida, Scorpiones, Buthidae. Bases 191 to 907 code for a protein of 238 amino acids. The transcript has 4 exons. The record is from RefSeq and is a predicted model, not a curated record.
AUCCGUGAGAAUCUAAUCAACCAUACUUCUCACGUUAGCUGAUUCCUUGGUAUAUUGCGGAAUGCUGUUCGCCAUUACCGUACUUUAGUUUUUACAUAGACGAAUUCAGUGUUAGAUUCUUUAUUAUCCGUAAUAUAAGAUUAUGAUAACGUAUUGUUUGUUAUAAUAAGUCCAAUAAAGUGAAUAGAAAAUGAACGAAUCGAACGAAAUUGAUUGGAGGAACUUUACCCUAUUCGAACAACAGAGUAUAGAGGAACUAGAAAAUGAACCAGAUUUAGAAAAACAAUUAAUCGAAAUGAAGGAAACCAGUGGAAAUAAAUUAUGGAUAAUGUUUCAAACUACAGCCACAGCAAUUACACAACUAUAUAAAGAUCGCCAGUCUGGAGUGUCAUUAUGGGUGCCUUUUCAAAAUGCUGCUGGAAAUGUUACAGCAUUGUAUAAAGAAUGUGGAGAUGCUCAAAAGAAUUUAACAGAAAUUGGUUUUCGUUGUGGAUAUCAACGGAGAAAUAAAGAACUUUUAGCAUGGUUGAAGAAACGUAAAAAACACUUGAAAAGAGAAGAUUUAAUUGGAUUUCUUACUGGAAAAGUCCCACCCCAUCGAUCUAAACCAAUAAGAAAUUCUUACCCGUAUUAUUCUCACAUUGCCUUACCAAAUCAAGAAACAGAACCUAAUAGCAUUGAUGAAACUAAUCAAGAAUUUAUAGAAGCAUUACCAAAUUUUAACUGUAAUAUUUCGAGCAUCAAACAACAAACUCCUGGACAUCGUAACCGUAAUUUAGUUAGUGAAUUAAAUAAUUAUGCAAGUAUUGCAGAUGAUUAUGCUCAAAAUGUAGAAUCGCGUAAGAGAUUGACUUCUAGCGACGUUAUCAUGGACUCUCCGACACACAAAAGAAGCCGCUAUACAUAGAAUCUGUUUCUUAAAUAACCAUAAAAAUAUAUAUAUUUUGUCAACUGGCUUGGUAUAUCUCUUUGUUAAAGGAUUGUUUCUGUGACUAUACCAUGGUAGAUAUCAAGUGUUUUUUCUGGAAUGUUUAAAAAUCAUUAAAAUAUUAAUUUAUGGAAAUUGGAAAAGCAGACUAUAUACAUUAUGUAAAUUUCUAUGUAAAUCUUUGCAUAUUAAAGGGCUUUGAUGGUAAUUGAAA